GAUGGUCCGCAAACAAGAGCAUGAGAAGAAACGCAAAGAGAUCAAGGAGCAGUGGCUGAAGGCCAAAAGAAAACUGAUGGAGUGUGACGUGAACCUGCGCAGGGCUAAACAGGUCUACAUGACCCGCUGUGAAGAGUACGAUAAAGCCAGGACAGCGGCGAACAGGGCCGAGGAGGAAGGUGGCAGUGCCACCACCAAAACACUGGACAAGAAGAAACGACUGGAGGAAGAGGCCAGAAACAAGGCUGAGGAGGCAGAGGCCACAUACCGAACCUGCAUCGCCGAUGCCAUCACUCAACACCAGGAGCUGGAGCACAUGAAGGUCACUGUCCUGCGGGGGAUACAAGAGGUCAUCAAGCAGACCGACCAGACCAUUCGAUCUGCCACCAUCUCCUACUACCAGAUCAUGCACAUGCAGACGGUCGCGCUGCCGGUUCACUACCAGACACUGUGCGAGAGCAGUAAACAAUACGACCCGGGACAGCAGUACGGCACCCACGUCAAAGACCUUCAGAUGAGCGAAGAACCUGAGACGCAUUAUGAGUUUGAGUCCUACUCUGCCUCCUCCGUCCAGCAGUCGGCUAGGCCGCGCACCGACAGCGCUAAUGCUGAAGCUCAGAGCAGUGCUGAGGUGCCACAAACUGCAGGAGAGGCUGGAGACACGAGCAGCUCACAGAAAGAUGAACAGAAGAGGGCUCGAGGUCACAUGACUCACAAAUCCUGGGGCUCCACAGUGAGUGACACAGAUAGUGUAGGAGGAGGAAGUGGCCUGGAAUCCCCGACUACCAGCACAGGUGAUAUUAGUAAAAUGACCAGGACGUCAUCUACAGGAACCAUGUCAUCAAAUGAAGAUGUAGAUGAGAAAGACGCAAACGUUACUUCCUUUGAAACGCCAAAUAUAAACGGCAUUGAGCCUGAGAUUGCAGUGCACACUGGGCCCUUCAGGAACAUUGGCUUAUCAAAAGCCGCUCAAACGCACAAACUGCGUAAACUGCGCUCUCCAUCCAAAUGCAGAGAAUGCGACAGCUAUGUUUAUUUCCAGGGAGCCGAGUGUGAAGAGUGUUUCCUGGCUUGUCACAAACGCUGCUUGGAGACUAUAGCCAUUCAGUGUGGCCACAAGAAGCUCCAGGGCCGCCUUCAGCUGUUUGGGCAGGAUUUCUCGCAGGUGUCCAGCAACAGUCCUGAUGGGAUCCCCUUCAUCAUCAAAAAGUGCAUCGCUGAGAUAGAGAGACGAGCUUUAAGGAUGAAGGGCAUUUAUCGAGUGAAUGGAGUGAAGACGCGGGUGGAGAAACUCUGUCAGGCAUUUGAGAACGGCAAAGAGCUGGUCGAACUGUCACAGUCAUCUCCACAUGACAUCAGUAAUGUCCUGAAGCUUUACCUGCGACAGCUUCCGGAGCCGAUCAUGCCCUUCCGCCUCUACAACAGUCUCAUGGGUCUGGCCAAGGAAAGUCUGGCUGUUGUGGGCCCAGAGGGAGCUGACAGUGGUAAAGGACCAGACCUGGUGGACCUCGGGCCUGAGACGGACCCUGAACUCUUGGUCCUCGUGGACAGACUUAAAAAUCUCCUGAAAGAGCUGCCCAAACCAAACACCGCUACGCUCCGCUACUUAGCGCGUCACCUGAGGAGGAUCGCAGAACUGGAAGAUGACAAUAAGAUGAGUCCCAGUAAUCUGGGUAUUGUGUUUGGCCCGUCACUGAUGCGGCCCAGGCCCUCGGGAGCCACAGUGUCUCUGUCCUCUCUGGUGGAUUAUCCAUAUCAGGCCCGCAUAGUGGAGACCCUCAUUGUGUUUUAUCCCUCCAUUUUUCAUGCAGAGUCCAGUCGGCCUGCAAGCAGCAGCACCCGCACACAGUCUCUACAGCAGAGCAGCAUUGAUGAAGAGCGCUGCUCUAAUGAUGAACACAGGCUCCCAGAUGAACCUGCAGCUGCUGAAUCAGAAAAGCUGGAGGACCAAGCAGAGAGUUGUACAGGAACCCCAGACUCUCUGGAGCACAGUCUGGACUUGGAUUCAGACCCAGACCCAGAGGCAGAGCAACCUGACAAUGACACCUCCACCCAAAGCAGGCCAGCUGUGCUCCUGGUGACCCUGCAGAGCUCCAGCGCUGACCCUCCACCUGCUCUCCCUGAGAGCGAACCACCAGAGCUGGAUGACCAGAGCCACUCACUAGCAGCGCUCAACAUCAACCAGACUAACAACAACACCAAAACACUCACCUCCUGAGCCCAUCCGUCAAACCUUUGUGUUUUUAUAGACCACUUUUAAUAUUUAACAGCCUUAUACUCUUGGUUCAUUUUAAAUCUCUUUAGCUUUUAUUUUUUUGCCAAACAGUGAUCCGGGCAUCAUCAACCCAUCAUGCAUUGUAUGUUUUGAGGUUUUAUGCUUGUCUUUUAAUAUUAAUAAUAAUAAAAAAACAAAUGAUUUAAGAACCAUCAGUAACUGUCUUGAUGCAAAACGACUGGACGUCAUGGUAAUAUGCAAAUGACAUUAAACCAUAGCCAAUGAGGAUGUGGUUGUUCAUAUGGGUGA
Danio aesculapii is the source of this 2524-nucleotide messenger RNA. RefSeq names its product rho GTPase-activating protein 45-like. Gene Ontology annotation, biological process: signal transduction; activation of GTPase activity. Lineage: Eukaryota; Metazoa; Chordata; Actinopteri; Cypriniformes; Danionidae. Gene Ontology annotation, molecular function: GTPase activator activity. The transcript has 14 exons. Gene Ontology annotation, cellular component: membrane. Bases 2 to 2218 code for a protein of 738 amino acids. The record is from RefSeq and is a predicted model, not a curated record.